Pollicipes pollicipes is the source of this 1645-nucleotide messenger RNA. RefSeq names its product putative methylmalonyl-CoA mutase, mitochondrial. Bases 8 to 1294 code for a protein of 428 amino acids. The record is from RefSeq and is a predicted model, not a curated record. Lineage: Eukaryota; Metazoa; Arthropoda; Thecostraca; Pollicipedomorpha; Pollicipedidae. Gene Ontology annotation, molecular function: methylmalonyl-CoA mutase activity; cobalamin binding; metal ion binding. The transcript has 9 exons. Gene Ontology annotation, cellular component: cytoplasm; mitochondrion.
AGCCAAGAUGCGCGCAGCGCGCCGGCUCUGGGCCACACUUAUGAAGGAGAAGUUCAGCCCUAAGAACGACAAGUCGAUGAUGUUGCGGACGCACUCGCAGACGUCCGGCUGGUCCCUGACGGAGCAGGACCCGUACAACAACAUCAUCCGCACGACGGUGGAGGCGAUGGCGGCCGUGUUCGGCGGCACGCAGUCGCUGCACACCAAUUCGUUCGACGAGGCGCUGGCGCUGCCGUCCGUCUUCUCGGCCCGCAUCGCCCGCAACACGCAGAUCAUCCUGCAGGAGGAGACGGGCAUCCCCCAGGUCAUUGACCCGUGGGCGGGCUCGUACGCCAUGGGGGCGCUGACGGCCGAGAUAUGUGCCGCGCCGGGCGGGAGUCUUGACCAGGUGGAGGAGAUGGGCGGCAUGGCCGAGGCCGUCGCUUCCGGCUGGCCCAAGCUCAAAAUCGAGGAGUGCGCCGCCCGCAAACAGGCCGCCAUCGACUCCGGCAAAGAGACAAUCGUCGGCGUCAACAAGUACCGGCUGGAGAAGGAGGAGCCGCUAGACGUGCUGAUGAUUGACAACGAGCAGGUGUACCGGCUGCAGUGCGCCAAGCUGGAGCGGCUGCGGGCCGAGCGAGACGCGGAGGCCGUGCGGCGCGCCCUGCACGAGCUCACAGAGACGGCGCGCUCCGGCGAGGGCAACCUGCUGAAGGCGGCUGUGGCAGCAGCGCGGGCGCGCGCCACUGUCGGCGAGAUCACGCAGGCCAUGGAGGAGGUGUUCGGUCGGCACGUGGCUACUGACAAGUUUGUCUCGGGCGCGUACAAGUCCGAGUACGCCGACACAGAGGACUUGCAGCGUGUCAUGCAGAAGGUGGCGGAGUUUGCCGAGGAGGAGGGCCGCCGGCCGCGCAUCCUCGUGGCCAAGAUGGGCCAGGACGGUCACGACCGCGGCGCCAAGGUCAUUGCCACCGGCUUCGCCGACCUGGGCUUUGACGUGGACGUCGGCCCGCUCUUCCAGACGCCGGAGGAGGUAGCGCAGCAGGCGGUGGACGCGGACGUGCACGUGGUGGGCGUGUCGACACUGGCCGCCGGCCACCGCACGCUGGUGCCGGCGCUGGUGCGCGCGCUGCGCGCCGCCGGCCGCGGCGACGCGCUCGUGAUCGUGGGCGGCGUCAUCCCGCCGCAGGACUACCAGAUGCUGUACGACUGCGGCGCGGCCGCCGUCUUCGGGCCGGGCACCAAAAUCCCGGUGGCCGCGCUGGAGGUGCUGUCGAUGAUCUCCAAGAACAUCCGAGAGCGACAGACGGCCUGAGGCGCCGGCGCCGACACGCGCGGUGUCGGCCACUGACCGGCCGCCGCCGCGAGCCACGCGGAGAGCCAGCCGCCCCAGCCGCCUGUGAGGGCGGUAUAUGACAGAGCGGUGUGUGACGGAGCCGCCGGCCGGCUGGAUCGCCUCGUAUUCGCCUCGUCUCGAGAGGAAGCGUCGCCGGCCCGGGCCGAGUGUUCCCGGGCCGCAGCAGCGGGCGGGUCUGGGUAGCGGCCCUGUCUGAGUCACCGGGCCGUGACGGAAGGAGAGCUAGUGCAAUAUGGAGCUGCCCUGGAAAGCAGCGCCCGGAGAGUCGUGUCGUACAUAUGACAGUAUAUUACACGACAGUACAUUAAA